Molecule: messenger RNA, 904 nt
Organism: Sitophilus oryzae (rice weevil)
Lineage: Eukaryota; Metazoa; Arthropoda; Insecta; Coleoptera; Curculionidae
Gene: Josd
Product: josephin-1
Exons: 3
Coding region: 193-828 (211 amino acids)
Biological process (GO): protein deubiquitination
Molecular function (GO): cysteine-type deubiquitinase activity
Source: RefSeq, a predicted model, not a curated record
UUAACCACAAAUACUGUCAGAUGUUUUGAUUUUGAUUAAUUAAUGAUUAAUGGAAGGAUUAAUGGAUAAAAGAUAAGAAAAGCAUAAAAUUUUUAGAAAUUUUUUCACCCAAUAUUUAUUUUAUUUCAUAGUAUAACUAAAUAACUUUCUAAAACUAUGUAUCUCACAAAGUGGUAAGCAGAAAAAUAUAAGAUGAUUUCCGAUCAAAGUUAUAAUGAAAGCAUUUACCAUGAAAAGCAAAUACGAGAAUUAUGUGCCCUUCAUGCACUAAACAACUUAUUUCAAGAUAAGAAUGCCUUUUCUAAGAAUGAAUUAGAUCAAAUUUGUCAUACACUCAGUCCUGAAUAUUGGAUAAAUCCACACAAAUCAGUUAUAGGACUUGGUAAUUACGAUGUCAAUGUAAUUAUGAGUGCUUUACAAUCUAGGGGUUACGACAUGAUUUGGUUUGAUAAACGAAAAGAUCCUGCCUGUAUAGAUCUUAAAAAUAUUGUAGGUUUCAUAUUAAACACUCCUUCUGAAUACAAAAUCGGUUUCAUAACAUUCCCACUAAAAAGAAGACAUUGGAUAGCUUUAAGGGAAAUUAAUGGUAUUUAUUACAAUUUAGACUCCAAGUUAGAUAUUCCGAAAAUUAUUGGAACUUCACAGGAUUUGAACAACUUUAUUUGUAAUGAACUGGAUUCUCAAGAUAAGGAAUUAUUUAUAGUUACUACAGCCGAAGCAGGAGUAAAUCAAUGUUGGUUAAAGGAAAAUUCUAAUUAUAAUAAUAAGAUAUGUGAUUCACAAACUAGAGAUGCAGAAGAAAUCUUAAUUGCAGAUAUAAAGAAUUAAAAUAAUUGUCAAUAAUUUUAUUCUAUAUCAUACCUUUUUAGUUUCUUUAUUGUGCAAUAUAAGAAAUUGGAAUGAA